UAUGUUGAUGAAGCAAAGAAAGCGAUUUGGGUUUCGUGAAAACGACGGAAGCGAAGACCACAGAAUUCAUCGAAAAGUCUUCUCUCCUCCCUCCGAUCUUCUCUUCUCUUCAACGCCUUCGGAUUUCGAUCCCACUUCCCCUAAAAAAUCUACCCAACAGGCGAUUUCAACGGCCACGAUUUCCAUUUCCGAUUCCGAUUCAGAGCAACUCCCUCGAGUCAAAGCAUAUUCCCAAUUGGGUACUGGAAAUUUCUCAGUAGAGUCAAAUUUAGCAGAGUUUGGAUAAUCUUCUGGAAUUGAUUCUGAAGCUUCCCGGGCGGGGAGAGGAGAGGAGUUCGAUUGGGAAUCAAUGACAAGCUCGAUUGAGGAGUGCGUCGACGAGAGUAAAACCCUAAUUUUCGUGGGGUUUCAGGAAAAUAAGCACAAGAUUUUCAGGUGGGUUGCUACCGUUUCGGUUUUGCUGUUGAUCUGAGGAGGAGGGGUGAUCUUGCCUUUUCUUUUUCGAGGGUUUUCGGAUGAGAAAUGGGGGACACCGGAACUGCCCUGCACACUGCCAUUAACGCUGUACAGGCACUUGGGAGGGGGUUCGAUGUAAAUUUCGAUACAAGGUUGCUCUAUUGUAAAGGCGUUUCUGGCUCUACCAUAGUUGAGGUCGAUGAUGAACACACUAGAGAUAUCUGUUUGUAUGAUGAUGUGGUUUUGCUCAAUGUUUCCUGGGACAUCAAGAACUUCCAGGAGCCUAUUGGGCAUCGAUCUUCUGGAAUUUGUAGUUUCGAUGAGAUGGUAAAUUAUUUUAAUCAAAAGGACGGUCUUUCUGAAGGCUAUACAUCUGGAAGUUUUAAUAGUGCGUUCGGCUUCAAUGGCUCAAAGCAGAUUGACGCUGCCACAACGAAGAACCUUUCCAUGGAUGGGUUUUAUAUUCCACUUGCAAAAUUUCAGUUUACAAAAACCCCAUUAGUGUUGCAAGAAAAUGUCAAACGGGCCAUUCCAACUUCUUGGGACCCGCCCUCCUUGGCAAGCUUUAUUGAGAAUUUUGGGACGCAUGUAAUCACAUCUAUAACUAUUGGUGGUAAGGAUGUGAUAUAUGUUAAACAGCACCAGUCUUCUCCUUUAUCAACCAUGGAGGUAAAGAGAUAUGUACAGGACAUUGCAAACCAGAGGUUCUCUGACACGCAAGGUCUAACGGGUUCUGGAAGUAUAAAACUUAAGGAAAAGGGUCUUGAUGGUGGAUUAUUCAACAAUCAAGGGGUAUAUCCUCAGCCUACUUCUGCUCCAUAUCUCACUGGUAAAGAAGACGUCACGGUUAUAUUCCGGAGGAGAGGAGGAGAUGACUUGGAACAAAACCAUGUUCGGUGGGCAAGAACCGUUAGGUUAUCCCCUGAUGUAAUUGAGAUGACUUUUUUCCCUAUAACUGCUCUCCUUGAUGGUGUAACUGGAAAGGAGCAUUUAACUCGAGCUAUUCUUCUCUACCUUGAAUAUAAACCUCCAUUAGAAGAACUUAGAUAUUUCUUGGAGUUUCAGAUUCCUCGGGUAUGGGCUCCUGUACGUGACACGGUUCCGGGCCAUCAAAGAAAAGAACCAGUAUGCCCGUCUUUGCAAUUCAGUAUAAUGGGGCAAAAACUAUAUGUCAGCAUAGAGCAGAUAUCGAUAGGACGUAAGCCAGUGACCGGUAUGCGCUUGUCUCUCGAAGGGAGCAAGCAGAACCGGUUAAGUAUCCAUCUUCAACACCUUGCUUCUCUUCCGAAAAUCCUGCAGCCAUAUUGGGACACACAUGUUGGAAUUGGUGCUCCCAAGUGGCAGGGGCCAGAAGAACAAGAUAGCCGGUGGUUCGAGCCAGUAAAGUGGAAAAACUUUUCCCAUGUGAGCACCGCGCCCAUCGAAAAUCCCGAAACCUUUAUGGGAGAGCUAUCUGGUGUCUACAUAGUCACUGGAGCUCAGCUUGGAGUCUGGGAUUUCGGACCAAGAAAUGUGUUGUACAUGAAGCUUCUGUAUUCUAGAUUGCCAGGAUGUACGAUACAGAGAACAUUAUGGGAUCAUUUGCUGAACGACAAGUCGAAAAAACUAGUGUCGUCCAGUGAUAACAGUAAUGCUGAUGAUUCGAGUUCGGGAUCAAGAAACAUACAAGGCAACAAAUUGGCAAAGCUCGUCGACACGUCGGAGAUGAGUAAGGGGCCGCACGAUCCUCCGGGUCACUGGUUGGUUACAGGUGCGAAACUAGGCGUGGAAAAGGGUAAAAUUGUGUUGAGAGUGAAGUACUCCUUGCUUAAUUACUGAAUUGUUUAUGCUUUUUCCUACAAAUGAGAGAUGGCAGCCUUGAAUAUUGGUAGGUAGAGGGAGUAUUAGUAUAGCUGAAGAUUAAAGUGAGUUCAUCAAACUUGUAAAAAGAAUUGUUGCAGUUUGAUGAACAUAAUCAAGUGGUAGAUUAGAUGUUUUGAAUUUAAUUUAUGAAGCUCUACCAUUAACUGAGUGGAAAAAUUAUAUAUAUAUGAACAAAAAAACUUUGUUAA
This is a messenger RNA of Momordica charantia (bitter melon), 2507 nucleotides long. RefSeq names its product MACPF domain-containing protein CAD1. The record is from RefSeq and is a predicted model, not a curated record. Lineage: Eukaryota; Viridiplantae; Streptophyta; Magnoliopsida; Cucurbitales; Cucurbitaceae. Gene Ontology annotation, biological process: regulation of salicylic acid mediated signaling pathway; plant-type hypersensitive response. Gene Ontology annotation, cellular component: plasma membrane.